Messenger RNA from Porites lobata, 10912 nucleotides. The record is from the annotation of a GenBank genome assembly. Lineage: Eukaryota; Metazoa; Cnidaria; Anthozoa; Scleractinia; Poritidae.
AUGUUCCCCUUUGUUUACCAAGGGCGAAGAUACAACCGGUGUACCAAAUUUAAGUCCAAACGACCGUGGUGCUCUCUCACACCAAAUUACGAUAGAGAUAAGAUAUAUGGAUACUGUGGAGGACAAAAACGUGAGAUUUAGAUCAUUGUUCUUAAAAUGCAUAUCACUGAGAAAACAGGGACAAAAAGGAAAUGGUCCAUUCGCUAUUACGAAUUACAUAAUACCAUGUAGCCGUCUUGACAUUGUAUAAUUUUUCAGUACACUUUCUUCAUUACAAACCAAGAGGUAGUCCUACCUCACCAGGAACAAUGGAACAAACUUACGUUAGGUUUAAUGUUGUGGUAGACAGCCUCCCUUGAUUAAGGUCCUCGGGAUCAGAUGCCAUUAAAGAUUGUCUCGCUGUUUAGUUAUCGGUGAAUAACAAAAACAACAACGACAAUCAUAAAAUCAUCUUGAUUUAGGAUAUAUCAUCUUUAUGGAAGAAAUACAGGGUCGACGUAAGGUCUGAUUUUAGAGUUUAUCAGAACAGCAUUAACCUUGAAAUAUUUAUUUUUUUUGUUUUUCAGCUGUACGACCUAUCAAAAUAACGACGUCUAUAACACGUGAGUAAUAUGCUCCCGGGUUCGGAAGACACCAAUCUGGAUAUGAUUUAGUUUAGUUUUAUGUCGACAGUGAAUGGGAAAUUAAACCUUGUACGUCUUUUACCUGUAACCCUCACUAAUACAACCUCUUUUAAAGUAGCCAAAACAUUUAAAGAUAUGAUGUCCUUGACCUACGGUUUUCACCUCCAAAUGUUUUCUCUCUGUCUUGGGUUAGUUCACAGAAUUGGUUGCUUUAAAGACACGUCGCGCAGAGCCAUUCCCAUACUUGAAGGCAAAAGUCCUUUUUUGAGAGGAAACUAUCAAAGAAGAAGACAUGCCAUAAGAAAGUGUGCCUUGGUAGCCAUUAGGCGGGGUUACUCAGUGCUUGGAGUCCAGCAUAGUGGCCAGUGCGCGUCAGGACCUUUGGCUCACAGAACCUUUGGGAGGUACGGACGAUCCAAUAGAUGCAGAAAUGGAAAGGGAGGACCUUGGGCUAAUGACGUCUAUAGGAUAUCAGGUAAACACUUUUUAUAGUCGGCUUUCUCCCGUCAUUCUCUAGCACAGGCUUACAGUUGUCAAAUUUUGCUUUAUUCUACACUCAAAAUACACGAAAAUUUAUUGAACUUAAAUCUUAUUGACUCUUAGAAAAGACUUUGGAUAAAAAGUUUUAUCGUUAAAAGAAACGAAAAAUAGACAAAGCCAGUGUCAUACAUUUGUACUAAUUAUCAAGCCAAACUGAAUUUGCUACAUCACAAAAUAAAUUCAAUUCUUUCCACAGGGAGAUGCCGACAACGAACGGUUCAGGGAAACUGUUGCGUGUUCCCGUUCGUGUAUCUCAGGCGCAAGUACCGCUCUUGCACCAGUAGAGGAAGUAGCAGGCCUUGGUGUCCCGUUGUCCCAGGUUACAAAAAAGGGCAACGUUGGGGGUACUGCCGGGGAAAGAGAUGUAAGUAUUCAACCGCAAUUUCUCUAGACCCUUAGUUUCUCCUGGUGAAUAGCUGACGUUAGUCCCAGAGUUGUAGACCUGCUGACUGAUGUUAUUUUUACGUUGUAACAUUUACAUCAACCUCUAUUUAAUUAUCUAUCUUUUUUUUUCUUCAGCUCCGUCCAUUAGAGUGACCCAUGGAAUCACUGGUAAUCUUUUUUCCUGUUUUAAUCAUUUUUGACUCUUUUCUUUAGUUCGAACCGCCUUUUUUGAAAUUUAUGUAUCUGCUAGCCCCACCACGCACGUGCGCGCUACAAUGGGAAUUCCGGGUGGUGUACGCAUUGAUUUUUAGGGUGGGCCAAAAAAAGAAGAAGAAGAUACUUUUAUUUAGCUAGGGUAACUCCUACAGUUACAAAAACGGAUAUUCUUAGAGGCCCUGGAUAAAAAGAAGUAUAAAAAUAUGUUUAAAAUACUUUAAACUAGCCCUAACUAAGCUAAUAGAAAAAUAUCCUUAAAAAAGGAUAAAAAUUAUUACAAGCUCUAAGAACGGUUCACAGGAUUGGUUUAGAAAGAAAAACUAACAAUGAACCCCAGCUCUGAAACAAUAGAGCUUUGGGCCAACAAGAAACUAUCAAAUUAGAGAUUCUAAAGAGGUUCUGGCCAACAGAAUUUUUACGGCAUGGAUUAUCAGCGAGUAACCAUGGAAACGGUUCACUCCCUUUUAUUCACAAGAAGUUUUAUGUUAGAGUAUUUUUAUUUAUGUUUAAAACCUGGUGCUAAUACACCUAACGAUUCAAUUUUGUGGAAAAGGUUAAGAAGCGAACUAAAAACAGCUACUACAAAAUCUAGACCAACAACCACUGAAAUCAUUAAUAAAAAUUAAAUUAAGUCAUUAUAAAUGCCAAUUACCGGUAUGUUUUACUGUGCGCGUGUUGGUGUAUGUGUGUGUGCGUGUGUGUGUAUGCCUUUUUUUGUAGUGGUCUAUUUAAAUUUUUAAGUCGGUCAGUUUUUGCACAAGCCCUUGGCUGUUUAAAUGAAAACUCCCUAGUUAUUCAUCAAUGGAAAAAUUGUUACUUAAUUUAAUUGUUAUUUACUCUUCUACAUCCGAAAGCGCACUACUUCUUACUCACACCUAGCACUUUAAAUCUGUAGUCAAGCCUCUUGGUUGCUACAAAGACACCAGCCGACGUGCCAUCCCACAAAUGGAUGGAAAAGAUAUUCUCGUCCGAGACUUCUAUCGACGCAGACUCGAUGCUAUCAAGAAAUGCGCUUUGGUAGCCGCAAGGCGAGGCUACAAAGUCUUUGCUGUACAACACCAGGGAUGGUGUGCAACAGGUCCAAGAGCACACGUGACCUAUCGGAAGUACGGACCUUCAAGACGAUGCAGAAACGGCAAAGGAGGCCCAUGGGCAAAUGACGUUUACAGUAUAUCAGGUGUCAUAAAUGCUUUCAUUAUUAAUUUGAGCCAGUGAUCAGAUAGUUAUACAAGUAUAAUAACUCAGCUGGCGCAUAUUUGUUUUUCCUCGACUUAAGACAGUUAAGUCUUAAUCAUGCGCACAGUCUAUCAGAGUAACUUGCCUUCUUUUGUUGCUAUCAAUUUAUUAUAAUUUUCAUUUGUAUUCUGUUAAUUUGAUUCAACCAUAUCAGGUUGUUGUUGCUAUGGUUUUUUUCUUUUGUUUCAUGCUACGGCGGCUAGCAGGCCUAUUGCCUUAACGCAUAUUUCCUUUUCCCCUAACAGGCAAAUGUCGAAGAAAAACAACAUCACGUUAUUGCUGUGCCUUCCCGUUCAUCUACAAAGGUCGUCGUUAUUACAGUUGUACCAGAAGAAAACACAAUCGACCCUGGUGCGCCUUGACACCCAACUACGAUCGAGACAAGAAAUGGGGCAAUUGUUAUCGUAAGAAAUUCUUCCUCAGAUUUGGUUGAUGUUAAUAGAUUUCCACACAAUACUGUUAAUGUGGAAACUAAUACCCGUCUCUUCUUUUGUAGGUCGCAAACCAGUUCGCCCAGUGAGGCCGGUAGUUCCUCCUCCAAGAGGUCAGUUGUCGUUUUUUAAAACUUAAGCAACAUACAUGUGUGAAAAACAGACCGACAUCAUGAACGCGAACAUAUGUAUGUACAUGAUAAACAGGUGUAUUAAUUGUUGGUGCUUCUACGUAGUUGGCCAACUUUAAAAUAAUGCAACUUUGUUCACAGAGAAAAGUCAUCCGUCUUCAGUUAUACUCCUUUAAAAUUUGCUUUAGCUUGAUUUGUGCUAUCCCUCUUUGCGUUCUGUUAUAGAACUGACUUAAACAAUCAUGUUUGAAUUUAUGUACUUACAAACCAUCUUUUUUUAUUUUCGUCUAGCGCGGGUUAUUCGCGUCACCGUUGGAUUAAAAGGUGAGUUUUACUUGUUAUUGUGCCAACUAUCUUCCGAGUUUCAAGAAAAUUGGUGGCUUUCAAAAUUAAGGUUCUGUAAAUAGGCCACUUCCGAGUUCCAGAAACCCUCACUUUCAAAAUGAGGCCAAGUGCACACAACCUUUCUUGUGAAAAUGAGUUUUAUUUCCAUAAGAAUGAAAAAUCAUUUUCAUAUCAAAGGCUGAGCACUUAACCUUGUUUUGAAACAGGGGCGCGGUUAACUAGGAAAUGGCCUAUUCCAGUUCUGCUAAAAUAGUGCGCACAUUUUUACAGUCCGUGGCGCAGGAUCUGAGCGUAGCCGGUACUGCAAAUGUCAAUUUUCAGUCACGCAUACGUUGUAGGGAGUACACGUUCUUGCGAUGUAACCUAACAAAAGAGAGUUGCAAAGAAGAUGCAAAAAUAAAAACAUUUUUGGAUCAACUUUUGCUCAGUGGUGUAUUGUGUUUCUUUCUGUCCCACGACAACAAUUUGGCUAUAACUGACAAUUGUCCUGAUUGUAACGUGAUUAAUGCAGUGAACGUUUUAGCCUCACUGUUCAAGGCAUUCAGACAGUGUGGCGACAGAAGGUACAAUUUACUCACUUCUGAGCAAUGAUUUCAAGCGUUUACAUUCAUACUUGCUUUUUGUUUACUUCAAGUUGGCACUAACUCCAGUUCUUGAAAAGGGAAUGAAACAGAGUGUAAUGUAAUUAACGACACCAGAUCGACAGAUCGCAUUCAUCGUUAAAAGGAUAUGUCUUUUUGCAUCUAAUUAUCGGGUUGUGGUUGCUCAACUCCUCUUGUUCACAUUUCAGCCCAAGGACUGGGCUGCUACAGAGACACAAAGCGCCGAGCUAUAGCCACAAUGGAGGGAAGAAGUCGUCUGCUAAAAGGUCAUUACCGACGAAGACAAGAUGCGGUACGAAAGUGUGCCUUAGCUGCAUACAAACGAGGCUAUAAAUUGUUCGCAGUGCAACACGGGGGAUGGUGUGCAGCAUCGCGUACUGGUUACCGAACAUACAGGACCUAUGGAAAAUCCAACAGGUGCAGAAAUGGCAAAGGAGGACCUUGGGCAAAUGAUGUUUAUCUUUUAAGAGGUAAAAAUAGUUCUUACAGCAACGUUUGCUUUAUUGCAUAAUUUUUUUACUUUUCAUUCAAGGAGUAUUCGUUUCGCUCUGGGAAGUAUCCGGGUACUCCGUUUCUAGUAACUUUUACAUUACUAAGUGUAACCUUUUAUGCCCCAGCAAUUUUCACUUUCGCAAUUCUCCCUUCAUCUACAAACGCUCUGGUGAUUUCACAAGUAGCCUUUUUAAAAGGAAUGAUCUGACAGUUACUUUUUUGGGUUCUUCAGGUUCUUGCCGUACUCGAACCUCUCGCAGUGACUGCUGUGUAUUUCCCUUCAUCUACCAAGGCAGAAGAUACAACAGCUGCACUAGAGUUCGAUCCAGGCGACCAUGGUGUUCACUUACUUCAAGUUACGAUAAAGAUAAACUGUAUGGUUACUGUGGAGGAACAAAACGUAAGAUUUCAUUUCUUACCGGCAGUUGGGUUAAUGUGAAUAAAUAAUUAGAUCCUCAUCAUUAUCAACGGCCUUACAUUCUAAGCCAUAAAAGAUAAACCACUCAGUAAAUCGAUCGUUAACAACUCUUUUGCUUAAAUCAACUUAUAGCUAAUAACAAGACACGCCGUAAUAAUGUUUUAAUAAACAUUUUGUCUCUUUUUAGCUGUGGUUUCUAUUAGAAUAACAACAACAAUAUCACGUAAGUACCUUUAUUUUGUUUUCUUCUUCCUAAAAAAAAUAUAUUUUAUUUGGUUUAAAGAGCUUAUUCCUUUCUCUUCUUCUCCUUCUUCUCUUUUUUCGAAAUAGCGGCGAUAGUUUAAGUUACUCCCGCGUUUUUGUCUGUUCUAUAAACACAAGUUAUCACCGUUAUUUGGCUUAAUAGUAUCCAAAAUAAGAUGACUUCUUUUGCCAAGUAAUGGUAAAAUUAAUUUUUUCUACUUAGCCGCUUUCAGGGAAUUAUGAUUUCUUACAUGAAACUUUCUGAAUACAAUGCUGUAAGUUUAUUUCUCCAUUAAAGUUCAAAGAAUUGGCUGCUUCAAAGAUACAUCCCGCAGAGCCAUUCCACAGUUGGAUGGAAAAAGUCGACUUCUAAGGGGUAACUACCAGCGACGAAUUAAUGCUAUUGAAAAAUGUGCUGCUGAAGCUGUAAAGCAAGGUUACAUUAUCAUUGGUCUUCAAAAUGGCGGAUGGUGUGCAUCAGGACCUCGGGCUCACAGGACAUUUGCAAAGUAUGGCCGAUCAAGCAAGUGCAAAAAUGGCAAAGGAGGGCCUUGGGCUAAUGACGUCUAUAGGAUUGUAGGUAACUAACAAUUAAACAUGAGGUUUAGCUGAACAAGUAAAGCAUGCGGUGUUAGGCUUAACAAGGGCCUGUUCCAGCUAAAACCCUGAAUCGUAUUUUGGCUUGCAAGUAUUUUUGCCGAACGUGUUUCAAAUCGGUACCAUGUGCCAGAAAGCGAAAAGUAAUGAACAGAGCUGAUCUAUGUCCUUCGGACUUCUAAAACUGGAUCGUGAUAAAAAAACAAUAUAGGUAUCCUUAAAUAUGCUUUCUAUUUCAGGGAAAUGUAAACUUCGCACGAAAGAAGGAUACUGCUGCCUGCCAUUUACAUAUCGUGGGCGUCGGUACAACCGCUGCGCAAGGACUCGUCGCGGAAAAAAAUGGUGCGUUAUUGCUCCUAACUACAACAAAAACAAACUGUGGGGGUACUGCAGAGGAGGAAGUCGCCGUAAGAAUGAAGCAGUUUUCUUUAUUGUUUGUGCGUGUGGUACAUUGUUUGUAAUAAUUUCAUUUUUUCCAACGUUUGGUUAAUUCUUUUUAUUCUGUUUUUCAUUCUUUUCAGCAAAACCAAUACCUGUAACACCUGGAGUUAUAAGUGAGUGAUUCGUGCUUGACAAAAGUGCUGCUUUUCAUGAUAGAUAUCCCAACUAAUGAUAUGUAUUUUUCCCAUAAAUUGCUCGUAGUUAAUUGGUUCUUGUUUUCGACUCUUGCUGUAAUGUUGACGGAACAAUAAGCUAAUUAAUUCUUGCGUUCUUUAAGGUUACUACACCAAGUUAAUGAUCUUGGACAUAAUUCUAUCUGUUUCAGAGUUAUUGGUCAAAAAGGAUCCCACCCUCAGAAAUCAAUUAGAUUUUUUUGGCUUGUUUGCGUUUAUGUUCGUUUGUUUUCUUCUGGUGGAAAAGAAAGAAAUGCCUGAAUACAUCCAAAUCGCUGGUUCUAUUACAAUGCCUUAUCCUCUUGACUUAGUUUACCUAUGAAACUCACUGUGAUUAUUUCGAAAUUUCUCAGUUAAAUCAAUUGGCUGCUACCGAGAUGCCAGUCGAAGAUCUAUUCCAGGGUAUGAUGGUAAAAAUAUUCUUAUCAAAGACUAUUACCGGAGACGAGCAGACGCUAUUUUGAAAUGUGCUCUGGUUGCUCUGAGAUUUGGUUACCGAGCCUUUGCUGUACAGCAUCAGGGAUGGUGUGCUACUGGUCCAAGAGCUCACGUGACCUACCGAAAGUAUGGACGGUCUAAUCGAUGUAGAAAUGGCAAGGGGGGACCAUGGGCUAAUGAUGUUUACAUUAUAUCUGGUAAGGCCGAUGUUUGUGAAGCAGAACACCCUUCAUAAGGCAAAAAUUAGAGCGACUGUUAAGGUGUCUAUGGUUUUUUUUAAGGUUGAGUCAAAAUGAGGUAUAAACGAUGCAAGUAUGAUCAAACCAUAAAAAUUGCUCUAUAUUAUUGAAAGUCAACCCAGAAAAAUAUCCCUGUGGAUGGUCGAAUGAAAGAGGUGCAAAUAGUAUUUAACUGAUGGUUCAAAUCAAUAACAAAAAAAAAAGCAAGAAUAAAUUUAUUCUCCGUCAUGGGAUGAGCAAGGGUCGUCUUUGUUACGCUUUAUGCACUGCACAGGAAAAGCACCUUUAGACAAUCAUACACACUGUUUAUUCACUAGAUUGAGACAACAUUGUCACUUAAAAAUUAUAAACGAUAAGAUAAGACUAAAGAGUUCCCUGGCUUGGAAGUGUCGAUUAAGCGUGUGCGAACGAGUAGUCAUCCUCAUUUUAAGUACUGGAAAAAGAGAAAAAGUAUGAAGCAUUCUGUGGAAAAUUGUGUUUACCAGCUAUGUGGCUUAAAUAGUAAUAGGUCAUUACAACUGUGGAACAUCGCGGUUGUCAGCAAUGUGGCCACGGGAAACCUUGUAUGCACAGGUCAAGGUAUGGUCUUGAAAACUAGAAGCGCUUUGAACACUGGGACCUCUUGACGAUAUAACCUAAACUAGUGGAGAGCUUUGAAUUAUUUUUAAUGCUGGUUAACGUGCGUAUACCCCAGAUUUAUAUGGUCUCAUUUGUCGAGUGUACUUUUCGAGUGACGUUUUUAUUGAAGUGUAUAUUAUGUGGAAUGCGCGUUACUUUGUAUCAUAAUUUUACCUUAUAUUAAAAUUUCUUUUCUUUUUGUACUUAAAGGAACCUGCCGAAAGAGAACGACGUCAAAUUACUGCUGCGUCUUCCCAUUCAUUUAUAAGGGUCGCCGUUACAACAGUUGCUCUUCCAAAAACAGCAAUCGGCCAUGGUGCGCUUUGACACCAAACUAUGAUCGAGACAAGAGAUGGGGUAGUUGUACCAGUAAGUUCAAAAGUAAAAGCAGUAGUUAAGUUGUCAAAAAACGAUAAUAAAAGUGUAUAAGGAAAUAAUUCGGAUAAAAAAACGACUGAAAGACUCUUUCCAUUUCUUUAUUAAAGGACAUCCGAUUAAGCCCAUCAGACCAGUCAGACCUGUCAGACCAGUCCGUCCUGUUCGACCCGUACGUCCACUUCCACUUCCAAGAUUACCCUCCGGAAGUAAGUAAUUUUAUGUGCUUUUUAAAAUUUUAAAUUUAUCAUUGUUAUCGUUGAGUUGAUCUUCUAACAAACUAGACACGUCCAUUAUUUCUUUGUAGUUUUUGGAUUUUAGCCCCCGAAGUGAAACAUCCCUUGAUUUUGAAAUGUUUGACGAAAGCUGCUAAGCUUAUACAUUAAAACCAACUAAUGUGAGAUAUCUCUUUGCCGUUUAAGGGUUUCAUUUCACUGAUAUUACACUCAUAUUUCAUAAUUCAGCAUUUCAUACUUCACCUUUCAUGGUUCAUUUAUUUUGUUGUUCUUUUUUUUUCUUUCUUCUCUUGCAGUAUACUGUAAUGUAUGUAACAUCUUGUAACGAUGCAAAAAAAAAAAUCUGCAACCUAAUCUCUUAUUUUGAAAGGUGUAUCGCAUAUUCCUGUUACCGCUGACAUUGCGUUCUUGAUUGAUGGCUCCCGCUACGUUGGUCGACGAAACUUUCACUUCGAAAAGGCAUUCAUCAAAUCAAUUGCUCGUCGUUUCACAAUCAGCCGACAUCAGUCACACAUUGGAGUCGCAACUUAUGGCAACAGGCCACAUCUUGGCAUGAGAUUUAACCAGCACAGCUCUCUGAGAUUGGUGGAAAGAGCAUUGAAUUACAUUCGGUAUCCGAACCAGUACGGAAGACGUGUUGAUCUAGGAUUAAGAGCCUCUGUACGAUAUUUCUUCCCUCGAAAAUACAAAUAUUCCUUUGUGCGCAGGAUUCUAGUGGUGGUGGUCAGUGGAAAGCAAACUGGGCGAUCGUCCUUCGUAAUCAACAGCCUUCCAUCAAAGUUCAGGUUAGUUAGCCUUGCUAAUUAACCCUAGGGGAAACCCUGUCUUAACUUAAUAUCUAUUGAAAAUUUAAACAAGGUUUAUGAACCAAAAAUAUAUAGUUCAAGCAUGUUAUUUUUUUUUUUCAAAAACGUUCGGAGCAAACAAGAAACAUAAAUACCUAUUGUUUAAAAACUUUUAAGUUCUCAUCUUGGAGACGUACAUUUUUAAGAUUCUAUCCCACCAACAUGGCAGUUAUCCACAAAACUGGUCCUUAUUUAUCUACCUCAAGGAAACAUUUUCCGGGUGACUUUCAAGAGAAUCACUCCGGGUUAAGCGAUUCCUAUUAUUAAUUAAAUCGCAGAAAACUGAAUGUUUCGGCACUUCUUAAUUUUCUAUGCAUUUCUAGAAGUGCUGAAGAGUGAAGAUCGUUGAGCUGUAAAUUAGCAUAGUUUACCCUGUAACUUAUUAGUAAGCGCUGAUCCAUUGUCGUCGUGCAUGAUUGUGGUUGACUAUUUUAUUGGGGCGAGUGAGUAGACCACAACAUGAGACCGAAUUGAUGUCCAACUGGUUGUGGUUCAGUUUACUUGUGAAUACAUUCUCCUCCCCACUAUUGUUCGCUGCAAGGUUAUUCACCUAUCUUUCUAUUUUACACAAAGUACUUUUAUGACACGUACCUUCGGUUUGUGUUUACAGGCGCCUAGGAGUGCAGGUUUAUGUCGUUUGUGUUGGGCGCAUUGACCACAGAUACCUGCGACCCAUUACCUACCGAAACAGACACGUGUAUGUUGUACGUUCCUACAGGAGUCUAGUAACCAGAGCUGGCUCCAUAGCGAGAGCUAUUCACCAGGAAAUGGUACGUAACAGUUUAAUAACGACAAUAACAACGUAAACAACGUAAUUAAAAACAGAAGUAGAACGUAACGACAAUAACAACAUCAAAACUAAUGUUAAUAACAGUAGUGGAAUAACGAUAAUAACAACAUCAACAACAAUAUUAAUAACAGUAACAGAAGUGGUGGUACGUAGUAAUAAGGACAGAAAUUUUGAACGACCCGCAAAAUCUCACGUCCGACGUCCAAGAACCCACAUGUUUCAUAUUUCAGUAAAACUUUAAAAUUUCUUUGGUAUUUAAUUUUAUUUUAAUCCUGUUUGGAUGAUGCUUUUUACUUGCAGCGUAUCGAACAAGAGCGAUACCGGGAUCAACUGUUGUCCAGCCUCCACCAAAGUGUUGUUCGCCCCUUAAAUAGAACCGAGGAGGACUGGAAACGUGACAGUGCAACACUUGACAGUUUCUCUAGGCACCGAAAUGGAACGGAUUUGGAAAAUUUCGCUUGAAGUCUUAAACAGCUUUUGUGGCAGCUUUAAAAAGGUC